AAGGUCGUGACACUCUCUCAGUCACCGACCCGGGCUGCUGCAACCAAAAGCAUAUCUUGUCUUGCGCCCCACGUUUUGGUAUCCUCAUUUGGGAAUUCGCCGUUGGACCAGCAAGACCAUCACUCUCCAUGCUCCGAUCCCAGCGCCUCCUUGUCGGCCGCCGCGUGGGCUCGAGCCUCACGCGCCCGCAGCAGACGCGCGAUGCCAGCACCAUCAAGAAGCUCAUGGCCGCCAACCGUGGCGAGAUCGCUACGCGCAUCAUGCGCGCCGGUAACGAGCUGGGCCUUCGCACCGUCGGCAUCUUCUCCAAGGAGGACCGUUUCACGCAGCACCGCUACAAGGCGGACGAGAGUUUUCUCGUGGGCGCGGGCAAGUCCCCCGUAGGCGCGUAUCUGGACAUCGACAGCAUCAUCCAGAUCGCGAAGGAGAACAACAUCGACGCUAUCCACCCGGGCUACGGCUUCCUCAGUGAGAACGUGGGCUUUGCCGAACAGUGCGCUAAGAACGGCAUCAAGUUCGUGGGUCCUACUCCUGAGAACCUGCAGCGCUUCGGUGACAAGACCGCUGCGCGUGAGAUCGCCAUCGAGCAGAAGGUUCCGGUGGUGCCGGGUACGGACGGACCUGUGCACACCCUCGAGGAGGCUCGUGCUUUCAUCGACUCGGGUGUGGGUUAUCCUGUGAUCAUUAAGGCCAGUAUGGGAGGCGGUGGCCGUGGUAUGCGUGUCGUCAACCGCGCCGAGGACCUCGAGGAGAACUUCGAGCGUGCCAGCUCCGAGGCCCUGGCCGCGUUCGGUGACGGCACUGUGUUUAUUGAGCGCUACGUGGACCGCCCGCGCCACAUUGAAGUCCAGAUCUUGGGUGAUGGCCAGGGAAACGUUGUGCACCUGUACCACCGUGACUGCAGUGUGCAGCGUCGCCACCAGAAGGUGUUGGAAACGGCCCCUGCUGUGGGUCUGGACCCCAAGACUGAGAAGGCUAUGAUCGAUGACGCUGUGCGUCUCACCAGUGCUGCUAAGUACCUGAACGCUGGUACUGUAGAGUUCCUGGUGGACCAACAAGGUCGCCACUACUUCAUCGAAGUGAACCCUCGUAUCCAGGUCGAGCACACGAUCACGGAGGAGAUCACGGGCAUCGACUUGGUGCAGAGUCAGAUCCGUAUCGCUGGUGGUGAGACCUUUAAGGAUCUGGGUCUGAGUCAGGACAAGAUCAAGCCGCGUGGCCAUGCCAUGCAAUGCCGUGUGACCACGGAGAACCCGAGCACUGGUUUCCAGCCGGACUCUGGAGUCAUUGAGGUGUUCCGUAGCCCCGGUGGCAUGGGUAUCCGUCUGGAUGACGGUCCUGGAUUCGUCGGUGCUCACAUUACCCCUCACUACGACUCUCUACUCGUUAAGGUGACUGCCCGUGCUCUGGAUCGUGGUGAUUGCGCUCACAAGUUGAAGCGUGCGUUGUCCGAGUUCCGUGUGCGUGGCGUGACCACCAACAAGAGCUUCUUGACCAAUGUACUGAAUCAUCCGGACUUCAUCAGGGGUGUUGUGGACACGAGCUUCAUUGCCAGCAACCCGGACCUGCUGGAGCCGUCUAAGUCGACGAACCGUGGCCAGAAGAUGCUCAAAUACAUCGGUAACACGAUCGUUAACGGCCCGGAGAAGGCGCUGGGUGCUACUGGACCCCCUCCGUCUAAGGUUGACCCGAUCAUUCCGACCCUUGCAGCUCCGCCGGCGUCCAAGGAGAAGUCACUGCGUCAGAUCUACGUCGAGCAAGGCCCAGAGGCCUUCGCGAAGGCUGUACGUGCCAAGAAGGGACUGCUUUUGACCGACACUACAUGGCGUGAUGCUCACCAGUCGCUGCUUGCUACGCGUAUGCGUACCCGUGAUAUGCUUGCCAUCGCCCCUGCCACUUCUAUCGCGAUGCGUGAUGCCUUCUCGCUUGAGAUGUGGGGCGGAGCGACGUUCGAUGUGUCCAUGCGCUUCCUACGUGAAGACCCGUGGGACCGUCUUGCUAUUCUUCGUGAAGCUGUGCCCGACAUUCCGUUCCAGAUGCUACUACGUGGCGCCAACGCUGUCGGAUACACGAGUUACCCGGACAAUGUAGUGUACAAGUUCUGCGAGAAGGCCCAGGCUACUGGUAUGGAUGUCUUCCGUGUGUUUGACUCUCUCAACUACCUGGAGAACAUGAAGCUAGGCAUUGACGCCGUCGGUGCUGCUGGCGGUAUCAUCGAGGCUGCUAUGUGCUAUACUGGAGAUGUUUCCGACCCGACCCGUGGCCCGUACAACCUUGAGUACUACCUGGACUUCGUGCGUCAGUUGGUUGCUCAAGGUAUCCACGUACUCGCCAUCAAGGAUAUGGCUGGCUUGCUGAAGCCCCAGGCUGCGCAGAUCCUCAUCUCCGCUAUCCGCAAUGAGUUUCCAGAUCUGCCGAUCCACGUCCACACACACGACACUGCUGGUACUGGUGUGAGUUCCAUGCUGGAGGCUGCGUACGCUGGUGCCGAUGCUGUUGAUGUGGCCUCGGAUGCCAUGUCUGGCACGACCUCGCAGCCUUCGAUGGGCGCUGUUGUCGCUGCGCUCAAGGGCUCCAAGUACGACACUGGAGUGAACGCAGAGGACAUUAUGGAGAUCAACGAUUACUGGGAGACGAUGCGUGGCGUGUACGCACCCUUCGAGUCCGGUCAGAAGUCUGGUUCGGCUGACGUGUACAACCACGAGAUGCCUGGCGGUCAAUACACGAAUCUGCUGUUCCAGUCGACGCAACUCGGUCUUGCGGGUCAGUGGCCGGCGAUUAAGCGUGCCUACGCGACCGCUAACCGUCUGCUCGGCGACAUUAUCAAGGUGACGCCUUCGUCCAAGGUUGUUGGUGAUUUUGCGCAGUUUAUUGUGCAGAACAAGUUGACGGAGCAGGAGGUGAUCGACCAGGCCGAGACGCUGUCGUUCCCCAAGUCUGUGGUCGAGUACUUCCAGGGAUAUCUUGGUAUUCCGCACCACGGCUUCCCGGAGCCUCUGCGCUCGCGUGUAUUGAAGGGUAAGGUGCUGCCGAACGGCCAGGAAAUGUUCCACGGCCGUCCGGGCGCUGAGAUGGAGCCGUAUGACUUCGAAGCGGCUGAGAAGGAGCUGAAGGAGAAGUACGGCGCUGACAAAAUCCGUGACGUGGAUGUCAUUUCGCACGCUAUCUACCCGGACGUGUUCACGGGCUUCCAGAAGUUCAAGGACGAGUACGGCUCGAUGCACUUCCUGGACACUCGUACAUUCUUGACGGGUCUCGAGGUGGACACGGAGGUUGAAGUUGAGAUGGAACACGGCAAGACGGUCUUCAUCAAGCUGAUUGCUGUUGGUGGCGUGAGCAAGAAGGACGGUAUGCGUGAUGUGAUCUUCGAGCUAAAUGGUCGCCAGCGUGUGAUCAAGGUCAAGGAUGAGGCUGCUGGUGUGUCCACAGCAGUCAAGCCGAAGGCUACGGGACUGCCUGGUUCUGUCGGUGCCCCGAUGCCCGGUGUUGUGCUCGAUGUGCGUGUGAAGAAGGGUGAGAACGUGAAGGCUGGUGACGCCCUGUUGGUUCUGAGUGCUAUGAAGAUGGAGACUGUUGUGGCUGCUCCCGUCAGCGGCCGUGUGGUGUCGAUCCACGCAGAUGUUGGUGACAACAUGCUUGGUGGCGACCUCCUGGUGGAGAUCGACGAGACUGGCGAUGACGAAGAGUAAGUUUAUCUACACUGUAAGCAUUUUAAGGUUCACGUACGAAGUCACAGUGCUGGAUAAGUAAAAUGAAGCUGUUGCUUGGUACUUCGAAGUAUACCAACUUGAGAAUUUGGAUUACUUAGUAUGAUUGUCCCAGGUAAUUUACUACAGUCACUAUGCAUUCUUGCUAGCACGGUAAGGUUCAUGUUAGCUCCCACAUUAUCAGCUCCCCUAAAAACUUGUCGGGUAUUACACGAAUCGUUUAAUAAAUUCACUAGCUUUUCAAGCAA
Molecule: messenger RNA, 3955 nt
Organism: Phytophthora nicotianae INRA-310
Lineage: Eukaryota; Oomycota; Peronosporomycetes; Peronosporales; Peronosporaceae
Product: pyruvate carboxylase
Exons: 1
Coding region: 129-3689 (1186 amino acids)
Biological process (GO): pyruvate metabolic process; gluconeogenesis
Cellular component (GO): cytoplasm
Molecular function (GO): pyruvate carboxylase activity; metal ion binding; ATP binding
Source: RefSeq, a predicted model, not a curated record